GCUCCAGUCCGUUAGUGACGAGGUGCAUUGUGGGUAGCGUAGUUCCCCCUCCUCCCCCGCUGCCGCGCUUGUCAAUGUCAGGCCUUGCUGCUGCCGCCUUCCUCAGAGCGAGAGCCUCAGCUGCCGGAGUAGGAGCCGCAUUGGGGGAGGCGUAGAGACGACCUUCUCCGCUGCUGUUGAAGGAGGAAUAGAAGAACGAGGCAGCGGGGACUUCCGGGUGAAGACAUGGCUGGCGGUUGAGAGGGUCGUGAGGGAAACAGGAGGAGGAGAAGAAGGAGGGGGGGGGGGAGAUUGGAGUGGAGUCAGUGAAGUGAAGGCGGCCCGGUCCGCGCCUGCGCAGAAGGACGCCGUAGCGGCGGCGGCGGCGCUGGCGAGUGAAGUUGGGGGAAAGCGCCGCUGGAAAUAAAAUGCAUAAACUUAAAUCGUCUCAGAAGGACAAGGUCCGCCAGUUUAUGGCAGUUACCCAGGCUGGUGAAAGGACUGCUAUAUACUGUUUAAUGCAAAAUGAAUGGAAACUAGAAGUGGCAACAGACAACUACUUUCAGAAUCCAGACUUGUACUACAAAGAAUCCAUGAAAAUUUCAAUAGAUAGGAAGAAAUUAGAACAAUUAUAUAGCAGGUACAAAGAUCCACAAGAUGAGAACAAAAUUGGCAUUGACGGAAUUCAACAGUUUUGUGAUGAUUUAAGUCUAGAUCCUGCUAGCAUCAGUGUUUUGGUCAUAGCAUGGAAAUUUAGGGCAGCCACUCAAUGUGAAUUCAGUAAAAAAGAAUUUAUAGACGGCAUGACAGAACUGGGGUGUGAUACCACAGACAAACUAAAAGCUCUUUUGCCAAGACUGGAACAAGAAUUAAAGGAUCCAAUGAAGUUUAAAGAUUUUUAUCAGUUUACCUUUAACUUUGCUAAAAAUCCUGGACAAAAAGGUUUAGAUCUGGAAAUGGCAAUUGCAUAUUGGAAUUUAGUCUUAUCAGGAAGAUUUAAAUUUUUAGACCUUUGGAAUAAAUUUUUAUUGGAGCAUCAUAAAAGAUCUAUUCCUAAAGAUACUUGGAAUCUUCUUUUAGAUUUUGGAAAUAUGAUUGCAGAUGACAUGUCAAACUAUGAUGAAGAAGGAGCGUGGCCUGUUCUAAUAGAUGAUUUUGUGGAAUAUGCACGGCCGGUAGUCACAGGAGGAAAACGUAAAGCAUCCUAACCAUAGACUCUUCUUAGUGGACUUAAAUCUGCAGUCUGAACUGCAUCAGGUAAUGAAGACAUUUUGGCCAAUAACUGUGCACACUGACACUGGUUUCGAAUGCCAUGGCGGGAUGCCACUGACAAAAUGGAAAUCACUACUUCUGCUUCAAGAAAAUGAUGGCUUACUCAUGGACACUGCAAGAUGAAAUUCAGAAGAUAACCCCCCGGCUGUUUGUAGGAUAUUGGCUUCAAUUAUUGUACUGGUUGUAUCAUAUAGGAUGUAGAUCUUGCAUGAUUUUAUACUUUGGAGACGUUUUAACUAGAGGCCAUUUUAGUAAAGUUUUGACAGCACAGCAUGCCAUUCAGUUCAUGACCCAGGGUGAACACCAGCAGUUACAUAAUUACAACUGUAUUAUAUUGUACUUAUAUUAAAAGCAGUAUUUGUGGUAUAUAAAUUAAAUCCCUAAAUAAAA
Messenger RNA from Anolis sagrei ordinatus, 1641 nucleotides. It is a transcript of the gene DCUN1D2, whose product is annotated as defective in cullin neddylation 1 domain containing 2. The record is from RefSeq and is a predicted model, not a curated record. Gene Ontology annotation, molecular function: ubiquitin-like protein binding; cullin family protein binding; ubiquitin conjugating enzyme binding. Gene Ontology annotation, biological process: protein neddylation. Lineage: Eukaryota; Metazoa; Chordata; Lepidosauria; Squamata; Anolidae. Gene Ontology annotation, cellular component: ubiquitin ligase complex.